CCCUAACAAAGCCUCUCUCUCACAGGGCCCAGUACUGUUCAGGGACAUCCGCCGAGGCUGUUAUUUCAUUGAACUCAAACCCCAGUUGUACAGAAUGCCGGAACGCACUCACUUCCUCUGGGCCGAGCCGUCGAUACAGGUCACCAACAUGAACAACUGGACCACUGUAUUCUUCCUUGACCCCAACCCUCAGAGGAGGUCCAUGAUGGUGCGCUGGUCCGUGGUGCGCCCGUACAAUUUCUCCGAGUACGAGCUGACCCUGCACCACCACGCCGUGCUCCCUAUCAAGUGCACCGGCAAGGAGAUAUUCCCGAACAUGUCCAUAAUUCCUGCGCAGGGUCGCCUAGUGUUGUCCAAGCCGGAGUAUCCCUUCUUCAACCUGAGCAGCGGAUGGUACUGUGCGCGAGUCACCCCGAGGGAUGAGCGCUGCCCCAUAGAUGGUUGUCAGGUGAUCUCCAGCCGUGCCGUACAUCUGUCUGAACCAGAGGAGUGGACAUGUUCCGAGGGUGUGAACGAGAACGGAGAGUGCGUGGAGGGGAGUGCGCUGGGGCUGAGUCUGCUGGUGGUGGGGUGUGUGGUUGGGGCGUUGGUGACAGGCGUAACGGUGGCGUGGGGUCUGCUGCACUUGUGGCCGAGCCUCAGCCAGUUUUUCUCGACGACGCACUACUCCCCAGUGCCACUUCGGACGGGUGCCAAGGCCAGCAGAGGACAGAAGCAAGUGGUCCUGUUAGUUUGGACGCCACAAGGACCCUAUGGAGUGCAGUUCAUGCCAAUAAUCGCUGCUUUUAAGACAGUUUUGAGGACCUACGGCAACUGUGAGGUGUAUGACUAUCUGGAACUAUCCUCGCUACCUGAGAAACACCAGCUGCAAUUACUGUCCGCUCCAACCACCUGGCUUGACUCCAUCCUCGCGAACCACUCCAUCAAGGUCAUAAUCGUAGCCACCGAAGGCGCUUGGGAACACCAGGUUGAGUGGAGCCAGGUCACGCCCACCCCAAGCAAGAAGGGCGACCUGACCUCGACCCCCGGCAAUGCGCAUGACCAGAUUCUGUUCCCGUACCUUCUGCGUCGCCUCCAUGAACAGACGGAUCUUGCGGGAGACUACUCUAGGGUCUUCCAUGUAAGGUUCUCUGACGUGAGCCCAGCAUCCGUCGAGCUCACCCACGUCGUGUCUCUCAAGCGAUACAAGAUUCCUGAGCAUCUCAAGAGCCUGGCGACCUCAGUGCAUGGCGGUGGGGCUUUGACAACCUUCGAGGACCCUAAGGACGACCAGCUGGCGGAACUACGAGCAGCUCUCUCCUUGCACCCGAACUUCCGAGGCCACAUGGACCCCAAAGAUGACCCACAGUGGCUGCCCUUAGUUGAGAACGGCCACUCAACCAUACCCGACGUGGCCAUCAACUGCGUCAGAGUCUCGGAGGGGUCGAAAUCGGUUACGCCUUCGGUUGACUCGAGUCCGGUGGCCAAUGGGAGCGUCCGAGAGAUCCGGUAGCUUCGGUUGGGUUGGUCUCGGUUGUGGCGGUGGAUGUUGUCUGCCAUGAACCUGUUGGUGGAGAGGUUUUGGGUGGAUUAGGUGUGUGUGUGUUCCUCCUCCUCGUCCUCCUCUCCUAUUCAUCCUCUGUUUCCUCCUCUUCUCCCUCCAUUCCCUCCUAUUCUUUCUCCUUGUAAUUAUCCUCCCCUCUUCAUCUCCCUUUCUUCCUCUUGUUUAUUCUGUGUGUGUGUGUGUAUUUUCCUCCUCCUCCUCCAAUUCUCUCUCUCUCUCUCUCUCUCUCUCUCUCUCUCUCUCUCUCUCUCUCUCUCUCUCUCUCUCUCUCUCUCUCUCUCUCUCUCUCUCUCUCUCUCUCUCUCUCUCUCUCUCUCUCUCUCUCUCUCUCUCUCUCUCUCUCUCUCUCUCUCUCUCUCUCUCUCUCUCUCUCUCUCUCUCUCUCUCUCUCUCUCUCUCUCUCUCUCUCUCUCUCUCUCUCUCUCUCAAACACAUGAACACACACACAUACACAUGAAUACACACAAGAUACUGAAAAUAGAACAAUCUCUCUCUCUCUCUCUCACAAACACAUGAAAACACACACAUGAUACUGAAAAUAGAACAAUCUCUCUCUCUCUCUCUCUCUCACACACACACACACACACACACACACACACACACACACACACACACACACACACACACAGACACACACACACAAACACACACAAUAUACUGAAAAUAGAACAAUUCUCUCUUAUUCUUCCUCCAAUUCCUCUUUAUCCUCCUCCUCUUCUUCCAUUCUCCGUUCCUUCUCUUCCCUUCCCAUUCCUUUCCUCCCCUUCUUCUCCCUUCCUCAUUUCCUCCAUAUCCCCCUCCUCCUCGUGAUUAUUUUGUGUGUGUGUGUGUUUGUGUGUGUGUGUGUGUGUUAUUGUCAUUGAUCAAAAUACGCAUCUAUUGUGUAUGGCGUUAUAAUGUAUAGUGACGACCCUUAUAGUGUUUUUUAAGUUAAUUUCUAAGUUAAUUUAUUACUGCAACAUUCCAAGGCUAACUGUGUGUGUGUGUGUGUGUGUGUGUGUGUGUGUGUGUGUGUGUGUGUGUGUGUGACUUACUCUCCCUCUUGUCUUCCUCCUCCCUCUCUCUUCUUUCCUCCUCCUCCUCUGAUAAGUUGGAAACAGGAGGAGGAGGAUGAUAAAAAAAUGACGAGGAAUGGGAAAGAUUGAGGAGGAGGAAGAAUGGAGAGAAGAGGAAAGAGGAGGAGGAGGAGGAGGAGAGGAAGAUGCUAGAGGGAAGGGAAGAAGAGCAAUAGGAGGAAGAGGAGAAGAUGUGGGAGGAUUAGUUAUAAAAUGAGUUAGCUGUGGCAUUAAGAAUAAGUCCAACCACACUGAACUUUUGUGAUAUUUGCCUUGUAGUGGUCUGUGUGUGUGUGUCCAUCUUUGUACAAAUAAUAAAGUUACUCUCUGAA
Molecule: messenger RNA, 2930 nt
Organism: Eriocheir sinensis (Chinese mitten crab)
Lineage: Eukaryota; Metazoa; Arthropoda; Malacostraca; Decapoda; Varunidae
Exons: 9
Coding region: 95-1492 (465 amino acids)
Source: RefSeq, a predicted model, not a curated record